AUGACUCAAGAGCAACACAUACAAGUUUUUGUAUCAAAACAAUCGGACCAAAUGAAACAAAACUACCGUGUUUGGUUAACUUCAUCAGUAAAAUGCAUCCGGUUUCUUUUAAGGCAAGGACUUGCUUUUCAUCGUCAUGAUGAAUGCAUCGACUCACUUAAUCGAGGAAACUUCCUUGAGACCUUAAAGCUCCUUGCGAAUAAUAAUGAAGAUGUUGACAAAGUAGUGAUGCAAAAUGCACCUGAAAAUCACCAAAUGAUUGCUCCUCCCGCUCAAAAAGAUAUAGCCAAUGCAUUUGCAAUUGAUGAGGCGAGAGAUAUAUCAAUUAAAGAGCAGAUGGUUGUGUUUAUUCGAUAUGUGGAUUCAAGUGGGCAUAUUGUUGAGCGUAUUCUUGGAAUUAUUCAUGUUCCUGACAUUACUUUUAUGUCUCUUAAAGUAGCCAUUGAAGAUCUUCUAACAAGACAUGGAUUAAGCAUUUCAAGAAUACAACGCCAAGGCUAUGAUGGAGCAAGUAAUAUGCGAGCACUUGUGGGUGUUGCAAGGGAUAAUUAUGUUGUUGGAGAUUUUUUUGUCACUGUCUCGCAAUUGUGCAACAUUACUUAUUUUGUUGAUGUAACUUCUGAUCCUGCUUUAUCUGCUUUGAAUGGUAUUGAUGAAUUAGCUCAAAAAAUGGUGGAAACAGGAAGGCAUUUGGACUACAGGAUGGUGUAUUUGCUUCUAAAGUUGUCAUUGAUCCUACCGGUUGCAACUGCUAGUGUGGAAAGAGCAUUUUCUACUAUGAAGUUAAUCAAGACACCUUUACGCAAUCGGAUGAGUGAUGAUUUAUUAAAUGAUUGCUUAGUGUCUUAUGUUGAGAAAGCUAUUUUUGAUCAAGUUUCCAAUGAAGCAGUUCUACACCGGUUUCAGAAUAUGAGAGAGCAUAGAGGAGUAUUAUCCCGUAAUUCAUCAUAA
Molecule: messenger RNA, 951 nt
Organism: Ipomoea triloba (trilobed morning glory)
Lineage: Eukaryota; Viridiplantae; Streptophyta; Magnoliopsida; Solanales; Convolvulaceae
Exons: 4
Coding region: 1-951 (316 amino acids)
Molecular function (GO): protein dimerization activity
Source: RefSeq, a predicted model, not a curated record